AUGAUAAGAAGACUUGUAGCUGAAUUCGUAGGGACUUUCUUUCUAGUCUUUGGUGUAGGUGUGAGUCAAGGCCAGCCCUUCACAGUAGGAGGAACUUUAUGGGCUGCUCAGAUUUUCACAGGAUUUUCUUCAGGUGGGCAAUUCAACCCUGCUGUUACUUUAGCAAUAAUCACAAGAAAGCACAUUACCAAAACCCUUACAACACAAGAACUCAAAGAGCUGAUGUGCUUCAUUGCCGCUCAAAUAACUGGAUCUAUCAUGGCAGCCCUCCUUUCUUGGGGAAUCGUCCGAUAUGCUGCAUAUUUUGACGUUGCGCUUGGGUAUAAUAGAGGUGAGGCGUUUUUGGCUGAAUUUUUAUAUAGCUUUUGAGGGCUUGCAAAGGUUUAUGCUGGAUUUUACAUUAUUCCUUAUCUUGAUUUUUAAUAUUAUUUAUUUCUUUCACAAGUUUUCAGACAUUUUUUAGCUUUAACAAAGAUAAGUCUUUUAUAGAAAGCUAAAGGUAUUAGUGCAGUAUACACUACACUGCUCUGCGCAAAUGCAAUUAUGGCUGGGGUUUUAACAGAUUCGAAUUUAUUGGUAGGAGCCGCUGUUUCUAUGAGUGUUACUGCUGGAGAUUGGUCUGUUGGGAAUAUCUCUGGAGGGUGCUUUAAUCCAGCUGUUGGGUUUGGAGUGAAUUUGAUACACUUGUUUAAGGAUGGAGACCAUUUUGGAAACACUUGGAUUUACAUAAUUGCGCCGCUUAUUGGAGGAAUUAUGGGAGGACUUACUUCGACGAUUUUUAUAAAAGAGUUGCAAAGCCAAAGGAGCAAGGUCGCAGAAGAAGAUGAUCAUCAGCAUUCAACUUAA
Molecule: messenger RNA, 846 nt
Organism: Blepharisma stoltei
Lineage: Eukaryota; Ciliophora; Heterotrichea; Heterotrichida; Blepharismidae
Source: the annotation of a GenBank genome assembly